AGAGAGAGAGAGAGAGAGAGAGAGAGAGAGACAGAGGAAGAGAGAGACAGAGAGAGAGAGAGAGAGAGAGAGAGAGAGAGUGAGAGAGUGAGAGGAUUUUUGCCAUCUGACAGUGCCAGUACGUUUCAUUCUGCAGCACUCGAGCUCUCAGGGAGCGCGCCUCUGUAACGAAGCGCGGCACAAGGGAACAAAAUAACCGAAACGAGUCUGUUUAUAGCCUAACCUUCGAUAAACCGGUUAGCAAACAGUGGUGACGAAUUGUAUGACUAUGGAAGUGUUCCAUUACUGAGGUAAUCGUUUCAAAUAAGACAGUAUUUUGAUCUGUGUGUUCAUUUGACAAGUGACUGUACCGACCGUGCCUCCCGGUGUCGGCUCUGUCCCAGGUGCUGAAAGCGCUGGCGGUGCGUUUCCGUAGCAACCAACGACCAAGUUUAGGCUACACCGCCAAACACCGAUUUCUUAUGAGAACAGGAAACGCCGAGUGGUGGAGGAAAAGAGCCCGGUGCGGUGAAUGUUAAGCAACUCUCCGCCACAGACCGAGGUGUGGAUCCCGUUAACGCGAAUAAAUGGGAUAUUCGGUUGCCCGGGCAGGAUGUAAAACAUCUUUUGAAGGAUGGGAAAACAAAGCUUCUCUGCGGCGACACUGCCACUGCUCGUUCUGGGUUGGCUCACGGUAUCCGCUACCGCUGCUGACUCAACUCUGUCGGCUCCUGUCAAUGUGACGAUCAGGGAGCUGGAGGCGAACACAGCCAUAGUCACAUGGGAGAUACUGGAGGGAGAUCCCGUCAUCGGAUUCGCCGUCACACAACAGAAGAAGGAUGUGCGCAUGUUGCGGUACAUCCAGGAAGUAAACACGACCACGCGCUCCUGUGCAUUAUGGGACUUGGAGGAGGACACGGAGUACAUUGUUCAUGUCCAGAGCAUCAGCAUGGGAGGCAGUAGUCCUCCCAGUGACCCGGUCAGCUUCAGAACUCCCAGAGAGUCUGAGAAACUGGCCUCCACAGGCCCAGACGAGGUGAACAGGGAGGAGAUGGUGAUCAGAAAGCUCAGGUGUGGUGUGAUCCUCCUGUUCUGUCGUCAGUAUGACAUCAUCAAAGACAACGAGCCCAACAACAACAAGGACAAAGCCAAGACCUCGUCAGAGUGCAGUACUCCAGAACACCCACAGGGGGGGCUACUGCGCAGCAACGUCUGAAAACAGCCCCCACUGGCCACUCACCUAUAUGGCAAUAACCUCCAAUCCUAUUCCUCAGGACAGGUGAGGCUACACAGCCAACCAGAACCGUCAUACCUGAGGCUGCAUCCUGAUUCUUCAUACUUCUCCUGAAGUGUGCGUGUCCUUGUAUCUACAACAUGACGAUCACCACUACGAUGAUGAUGAGCUCUCCAGCUCCGAGCUAAGACCCCUGACACCAUCUCCUCCACAAAUCAGCACCUCAGACUACAGCACAGCACCGCACCAGGAACCCAGCCCAGCCAAUCCCAGCAGCACAGCCCCAUACCAGGAACCCAGCCCAGCCAAUCCCAGCAGCACAGCACCGCACCAGGAACCCAGCCCAGCCAAUCCCAGCAGCACAGCACCGCACCAGGAACCCAGACCAGCCAAUCCCAGCAGCACAGCACCGCACCAGGAACCCAGACCAGCCAAUCCCAUCAGUAUAGCCCCGCACAGGAACCCAGCCCAGCCAAACCCAGCAGCCCAGCAGCACAGCCCACAAUGGACCACAACCACCUACCACCCAGAGUGGGGAGACUGAAGAGGUGUAGGGUGAACCUGCCUCGAGACGCUGAUCUUGGGUCAGCGUCUAGGGUUGUGCCUUUCAGAUUAUAAUACACAAGGUUAAAUGGACACGGGAGGCCUGAUCAUAGAUCAGCACUCCCACUCUGAGACGCUUUAUGAACAGAGAGGAAUUGAUAGGUGUGGUUGAAAGUUCCAGCGAGACUAUCAGAGGGUAAAGUUAUUAUCAUAUUGCUUAAACUUAUCAAAUCAUUUCAGAUCGCAACAGAUGUCUAGAGGGAAGGGGUUAGUGAUCGUUUCUGGACAAGGAGCCUCUGUCUCCCCUUCCCUCUCUCCAGAUCACUGUCUCUACACUCUCUAUCUCCCUCUCCCCAGAUCACUGUCUCUACACUCUCUGUCUCCCUCUCUCUCCAGAUCACUGUCUCUACACUCUCUAUCUCCCUCUCUCCCCAGAUCACUGUCUCUACACUCUCUAUCUCCCUCUCUCCCCAGAUCACUGUCUCUACACUCUCUGUCUCCCUCUCUCCCCAGAUCACUGUCUCUACACUCUCUAUCUCCCUCUCUCCCCAGAUCACUGUCUCUACACUCUCUAUCUCCCUCCCCAGAUCACUGUCUCUACACUCUCUAAACUCUCUGUCUCCCCCUCCCUCUCCCCAGAUCACUGUCUCUACACUCUCUAUCUCCCUCUCUCCCCAGAUCACUGUCUCUACACUCUCUGUCUCCCUCCCUCUCCCCAGAUCACUGUCUCUACACUCUCUAUCUCCCUCUCUCCCCAGAUCACUGUCUCUACACUCUCUAUCUCCCUCUCUCCCCAGAUCACUGUCUCUACACUCUCUAUCUCCCUCUCUCUCCAGAUCACUGUCUCUACACUCUCUAUCUCCCCCAUCAUUAAGUCCUAUUUUGGACAGGAAUAUGACGUUGUUUUAGAGCCCCUCCUAAACCCUAGCCUCUGACUCAUAAGGAAGGUGACUUCCCGUCCUAAACCCUAGCCUCAUAAGGAAGGUGACUUCCUCUCCUAAACCCUAGCCUCAUAAGGAAGGUGACUUCCUCUCCUAAACCCUAGCCUCAUAAGGAAGGUGACUUCCCCUCCUAAACCCUAGCCUCAUAAGGAAGGUGACUUCCCCUCCUAAACCCUAGCCUCAUAAGGAAGGUGACUUCCUCUCCUAAACCCUAGCCUCAUAAGGAAGGUGACUUCCUCUCCUAAACCCUAGCCUCAUAAGGAAGGUGACUUCCUCUCCUAAACCCUAGCCUCAUAAGGAAGGUGACUUCCUCUCCUAAACCCUAGCCUCAUAAGGAAGGUGACUUCCUCUCCUAAACCCUAGCCUCAUAAGGAAGGUGACUUCCUCUCCUAAACCCUAGCCUCAUAAGGAAGGUGACUUCCUCUCCUAAACCCUAGCCUCAUAAGGAAGGUGACUUCCCCUCCGUCUGUCUCUCUUCCUGGGCUGAAACCUUGUUGCCCUUGUUAGUUGUCCUCCUACAGUAUCCAAUCUGAAGGAUCAAAUCUGACACUGUUUUUAUGACAGCAUAUAGCAGGGUCAGAGAGAAGACUGGCUGGAGAAGAUGGCCCCCUAUCCCCUACACCCCUAUCCCCUACCCUCUACACCCUAUUCCCUACCUCCUACACCCUACCCUCUACCCCCUACACCCCUAUCCCCUACCCUCUACACCCUAUUCCCUACCUCCUACACCCUACCCUCUACCCCCUACACCCCUAUCCCCUACCCUCUACACCCUAUUCCCUAC
Oncorhynchus keta (chum salmon) is the source of this 3481-nucleotide messenger RNA. It is a transcript of the gene fndc5b, whose product is annotated as fibronectin type III domain containing 5b. Bases 614 to 1195 code for a protein of 193 amino acids. Gene Ontology annotation, molecular function: protein binding. The transcript is spliced from 7 exons. The record is from RefSeq and is a predicted model, not a curated record. Lineage: Eukaryota; Metazoa; Chordata; Actinopteri; Salmoniformes; Salmonidae.